Molecule: messenger RNA, 500 nt
Organism: Racocetra persica
Lineage: Eukaryota; Fungi; Glomeromycota; Glomeromycetes; Diversisporales; Gigasporaceae
Source: the annotation of a GenBank genome assembly
AAUAUCCAGGAAAAUUAAUUAAACCAUUUUUAGAAGCAUAUUUAACUAAUGAAAAUUUAAAAUUAUUAGUUGAUUACUAUACUGAAAUGUAUUCAGAUGAUAAUUUAGAAUUUUAUCCUGAAAGACAAAUAUCAAAAAAUUUAAAUUUAUAUUUAGUAACUAAAAGAAUUAUAAAAGCUAGUGCUUUAGAAUUAUGUGGUGAAUAUUUUGAAUCUGAGCUUACAUGUUCUGAUUUAGGUGCAUAUUUUUUAGCAUUAUUUAAAGAUAAAAAUGAGCAAGCAAUUCAUUGGCCAGGAAAAAUUAAAUAUUUUUUACAGUAUACUAUGCUACUUCCAGCUAAAUAUAGUAAUAAUCAAUUAAAUAAUAAUGAACUUGUUUCUAUAAUACAUACUUUUUGUUUUGUAGAUUGGUUUAAACAAUCAUCUAUAAAACAAAAAAAUCAUUUUUUAUUACUUAAUGAUUUAGAUUUAAAAGAUAGACUUCUACUUGCUGAAAUUUGA